AGUGCCCAACGAAGACUUCAACUCCAUCAUUUCUCACUAAGCUACUAGCUAUUUGAUCAUGUUUUGAUUAUAUUUCCUAAUACGGAGUGUGUAUCAACGAAGACUUCAACUCCAACAAAUCCCUGGGCACACCGGUAGAUUUUAAUGGAGAGUGGCUGCAACCAUUCAUUGUCUAUUUUCUUCAUCCUUCAUCCAUUGCAAAGUGUUGCCGGGCGCAUGAACACUAACACCAUUGUUGACCAAGGAAGCUUUCUCCAGCCACGGGAUCGCAUCGGUGAAGCCCAAAUUGCAUGGGACUAGACAAGCAAACGCCUCGAGUGUUGGAAGACCUUAGCGUACCCAUCGGCAAUUAUCCCAGAUUGGCUUCACAAUUGCUUCGACAAGAAGCCUACGAAUGGUGGAAGAGAACCGAUGAGUGUGGAAACCCCUAAGCCGUGGACUUGGGCACAUUUUGAGUGGGCAUUCAAACAAGAGUAUAUUCCUAAACGUUUUAGCGAAGAUAGACGUAGAGAAUUUGUUGAACUGCAACAGGGAGAUAUGACACUCCCAGAAUAUCGCCAGAAGUUUACUAAACUUGCAAAGUUUGCGCCAACUCUAUUGAGUACCCCAACCGACCGCAUUGAGGAGUUCAGGAAGAAACUUCGACCUGACCUUAGAUCGCGGGUGUCUGUCCUAACAACUGUGGAUUUUGCGGCGGCCUACGAAAUCAUAGCUAGGGCAGAUAGUGACCUGAGUGCUUGCAUUGAAAAGGGAAAAGGCCCUUCCAAGAAUCUAACAGUUCGCACUUCUCACCGUCCCACCGGCUCUGCCUCAAAAGGGAAAAGGCCCUUCCAAGAAUCUAACAGUUCGCACUUCUCAAAGAAAGGGAAAUCAGCACAGACACACUCUGUGGCAUCGGAAAACAAAUCAAGAGGGUGGAAACACCCAUUGUGUGAUACAUGUGGGAGACAUUGUUGAAACACAAGUUUAUCGUGUUUUCGUACUAAAGCCGUGUUCAUUUUUAUGACAGGUUUUGAUAAUGCCAAACCGCCGUGAACGAGACAAGUUAUUGAAUAUACAAGGCGAGAAAUAAAUAUAAGAAGAAAGCAAGAGAACAAGA
Messenger RNA from Cuscuta campestris, 1099 nucleotides. Lineage: Eukaryota; Viridiplantae; Streptophyta; Magnoliopsida; Solanales; Convolvulaceae. The record is from the annotation of a GenBank genome assembly.